Messenger RNA from Acanthoscelides obtectus, 471 nucleotides. The record is from the annotation of a GenBank genome assembly. NCBI's taxonomy places the organism in Eukaryota, Metazoa, Arthropoda, Insecta, Coleoptera, Chrysomelidae.
AUGCCUACGUAUCAGCCUACGAAGGUGUUUAAAGAUCGUAGGGAAUCAAGGGAAGUAGACUAUCGGGCCUUAUAUCGGUUUAGUAAAGUUAAUGGGCGGUGCUUUGAGCAAUAUAGAAAGAAUGAGGGUUUUUUACGAUAUGUGGGUGAUCCAGGAUUUCAAAUUGGCAUAGGAGAAGCUAUUGGUGUCCAUCAAUCUACGGCAUCCCGAACCGUUUCCAACGUUAUAACACGCAUUGUGCAGAACUCGAACAUUUGGAUUAGAUUCCCAACCACAUCCGAAACACUUGUAUUUGUUCAAGUAAAACGAGACGUUGGAGCUCUGUUAUUGAUAAAUCUCGUGCUUCAUCAGUUUCCACUAAUCCUCGUUUUCCUUUUUUUUAGAAGAAUCUUUACUGGGUCCGGCUUUCAUUGUGGCUGUUGGAGUGUAAUCAAUGCUUUUUUCAAUACUAGGAUUUGGUUCUCCUGGUAG